CACGUGUUGGUAUUGUUUGUGCUGGCCGGAUUUAGCGGAAUAAUGCUUGCGCGAGGCCUGUCGCAUUCAGCCAGGUUCUCGCAUUCAUCUAAGAAGCGUUUUAAUUUUACAACUCGUGUGCGUGCAUCCCAUUCCACGAUGGCGCUAAACUAUCCAAGGCCCAUUGAGAUUAAUCCAUCAGGGCCACAUACUAGCACUUUCAUCAUGCUACAUGGGCUUGGCGAUACUGGUGAUGGAUGGAGCGAUAUAGGAUACAUGUACAAGGCAUCUCUUCCAGGAACCAAGUUCAUCUUUCCACAUGCGCCACGGCGCCCGAUUACUCUCAACUUUGGCAUGAGCAUGCCCGGCUGGUACGAUAUCGCAUCCCUGGAGGACAUCCAGGGCGGCGAAGACGGGGCCGGGCUCAGGGAAAGCCAACGAUACGUGGAGGAGCUGAUCCAAAGGGAAAUCGCGGCGGGGAUACCCUCCACCAAGAUAGUGAUCGGCGGCUUUUCUCAGGGCGGCGCGGUGGCGCUCAUGAUGUUGCGGUCCAGCAUUCAGCUGGGCGGGGUUGUCGCGCUGAGCGCCUACGUGCCACUGCACAAGGAGCAGCCCCUGGUUUCGGAGGCCAACUCCAAGACACCCAUCUUCAUGUGCCACGGAGAUGCGGACCAGACAGUCGCCUUCGAGUUCGGGCGUCGGAGCUACCAGAUGUUGCUCAGCCUGGAUGCCAACGUGGAGUUCCAGACUUACCUGGGAAUGGCGCACUCGGCGUGCCAGCGAGAAUUUGAUGAUGUGCUGGCGUUCGUCAAGCCAAUUUUGGUUUAAGCGGCAGUUGACGGUGGUACGGUGGUUCUCAUUCCGCAGCUGGUGUGAUGCCACGUGUGGCAAUGGGAAUGGUGGUGAAAUAGUGGUGGGCGAUACAGUUAUUUGCUGGUCAGCUCAGUCGUGGUGUUGGCGCCAGCGGCGUCCAGGUCUGAGCCGUCACCAUAGAAAGGAUCUAUUGGUUCAUGUAGUGCAGCUAUCCCAUAAUGAACGAAACAGUUUGCGAGUAAGCGUACGAAGGGACCAUUUUAGUAUAUGUACGUGUACGCGUGUACUCUGGAAACUAGGAGAAGUGUCAGUGUGUUAUUGGAGUGUCCGCAGGGGGGAUGUGGCCGUCAACGUUGGUUCUUGCGAGUGCUCCUGCCGAAUGCCGGAUGGCUUCGCGAGCGAACCUGUGUUACCUGUGUUGCGGCAUAGCCACCUUAUGAUCGCCAACUUGUUACCUUUACAGGACG
Volvox carteri f. nagariensis is the source of this 1259-nucleotide messenger RNA. RefSeq lists its product as uncharacterized. Gene Ontology annotation, cellular component: cytoplasm. The record is from RefSeq and is a predicted model, not a curated record. The transcript has 7 exons. Gene Ontology annotation, molecular function: carboxylic ester hydrolase activity; palmitoyl-(protein) hydrolase activity. Gene Ontology annotation, biological process: protein depalmitoylation. The coding region runs from base 43 to 807 and encodes 254 amino acids. NCBI's taxonomy places the organism in Eukaryota, Viridiplantae, Chlorophyta, Chlorophyceae, Chlamydomonadales, Volvocaceae.